AUGGAGGAUAGUAUAAUGGAUGAUGGUGGACUUGAGGGAUGCAUCGAAGAAAUGGGAGAGUUGGCCAAGGAUAAAUCACCAUAUCUUAGUAUGGAGUUUCCAUCAGAAGAAGCUGCAUAUGAGUUUUAUAAUGAAUACGGAAGAAUUGUGGGAUUUAGUAUUAGAAGAGAUUAUUGUAACAAAAGUCAGAAAGAUGGUGUUAUGACUAGUAGAAAGUUUGUUUGUUGUAAGAAGGGAGAGAGGGAAAAAGAUAAACGGUACACGAUGAUAAAAAAUCCUCGAAGUGAGACAAGAACAAAUUGUAAAGCAUUUAUGCAUAUAUCUUUUAAGCGGGACUUGUCGAAGUGGAUUGUGUCGAAGUUUGAUAGCAACCACAACCACCCUUUGCAUCUUCCUCAAUGUACUCAUUUGAUGCCAUCUCAGAGAAAGGUAUGUGAUGCUCAGGGUAUAAAUAUUGACAUAGCUGAUGAGAGUGGAAUAUCUCUUAAGGCUUCACAUGAUCUUAUUAGUGUUAUAACAGGAGGGAAGGAAUUUGUAGGGUUCACACGGGAGGAUCAGAAAACCUACUUACGUGCAAAAAAGCGAAAUUGCGUAUGGAUAUUAUAUGAUGAAACUGAGAGUCAUUGGAAUGGUUAUUUAAACAUUUGGAUGCAAUGUAAGGAAAAAAACCUGUUAGUUUUUCACAGAUCAGAUCAAAGCAAUGCUAGCGAAUGUUCACAAUAUGCCUGGGUUUCAUGGGUUGUGACUUUUCACCUAAUGCAAAAUGCUUUGAAGCAUUUAGGUUACUUGUUCAAGUGUGGUUCAAAAUUUAGUAGCAAUUUAAAAGCUUGCAUUUAUGACUACGAGAAUGAGCAUGAAUUAAUUGAAGCUUGGAAUUCUUUGAUUGAUAAAUACAACUUGCAAGAAAAUGAGUGGAUGAAAAGAACUUGGAGAAAAAGAGAGCAGUGGGCGCAUGUGUAUAUGAAGUGGGUAUUUACUGGAGGAAUACGAAGCACACAACUUAGUGAAAGUCUAAAUGGAACAUUAAGGGGAUAUUUGAAGGGUGAUCAUAACAUUGUUCAAUUCUUUACUCACUUCAAUCGGAUUGUUGUAGAUAAGCGUAUGAGGAAAUUUCCGCAAUAUAUGAUUCUAGACAAAAGUUGCCAAGAAUGA
Camellia sinensis is the source of this 1152-nucleotide messenger RNA. Lineage: Eukaryota; Viridiplantae; Streptophyta; Magnoliopsida; Ericales; Theaceae. The record is from RefSeq and is a predicted model, not a curated record.